AUGUGCCCAAGUAUCCAAACAUUAGAUGGUUUAAAUUGGCAAAGUAUUAAUUUAAAAAGUUUUCAACGUGAUAUUGAUGGAAAUGUUUUGGAAAAUUUAAAUAAACAAUGUGGAACAUUUUUAAAAAGACUAAAUAUUGAAAAUUGUAAAUUUAUUACUGUGAUCAUAAUAUGCGAGAAUGGUAUUCGAAUAUUAGCUGAAUCAUGUCCAAAAUUUACUAUAUUUAAAGCUGAAGGAUGUACACAUAUGACAAAUAAUGUAGCUAUUGAACUUGGAAAAAAUUGUUCAAAUUUAUUAUUUCUUGUCUUAAACCGAUGUUCUUUCUUAACUGAUGAUCGUCUUAUAGCUUUAGCUCAUUAUUCUCCUUUACUUGACACAUUAAUUGUUGCUAAUUGUACGGGUUUAACAGAUGAUACAUUAAUAACUCUUGAAAGAUAUUGUUAUCAAUUUAACAAACUUGAUGGAAUUGUAUCUUCAGAAUUUAGUACAUUAAAUUUUUAUCAAUGGCUCAAAUCAGAAGAGUAUGUAUUAUAA
Molecule: messenger RNA, 534 nt
Organism: Rotaria sp. Silwood1
Lineage: Eukaryota; Metazoa; Rotifera; Eurotatoria; Philodinida; Philodinidae
Source: the annotation of a GenBank genome assembly